AUGAAUAAUACAUAACUAAUUGAACUUUUACUGCAUUUUUUAUCCUUUUAAAUUUGUGCUGAUCUAAAAUUUUUAAUCUUAGUUGUAGGUCAUUAAUGGGAACAGACCAUCAACUCUAUAUUUGGGUAAAGUAGUAUUCAUCAUCAAUAACAAAAGUGCUAGAAUAGACUUUGAAGUAAGUGAAAAAUUAAAUAUUUAAACGCCACGUCAUGGUUGAUUUAAAUGUUGGGAGAGAUGAACGAAUUCAAUUAAUAAAAUAAUUUUACAACUACAAUAAAGAUUUAAAUCAUCCUAGAAAUAUAUUAGUAGAAUUAUACAUUAUAAUGAUGAUGAAUCUAAAUGAUGAAUCUUUUAAGAGCUCUGCCUUUUUUAUUUAGAUCCUUGUUUUUAUUUCGAUACUUAAACACAAUUAUCGCAUUAAUGAUGCUAACUAGCAAAGAUUUGAAAAGAAAAACCUUUUUUUUAAGACACAGUUAGUAUACUUGAUAAAAGCGAAAGAAUUGAAGUUUGCUAGGAAUCCAAGAUCUUUCCAACUAUUAAUUUUUUAUGCACAAUUUCUAUAUAUUCUUGGGCUAAUUCGAUAAAGAUUAUGGAUUGCAAUAUCCUAAAAAAGAAAUUCUAUAUCAUUCAUCGAGUUAAUCAACACUAUAAAAACAAGGGUGAUGAAAAUUCUCUUUUAAUUUGAAUUAAUCCCAAAAAAAUUGUAUAUCGAUUGA
Molecule: messenger RNA, 716 nt
Organism: Paramecium pentaurelia
Lineage: Eukaryota; Ciliophora; Oligohymenophorea; Peniculida; Parameciidae
Source: the annotation of a GenBank genome assembly